Molecule: messenger RNA, 1935 nt
Organism: Corylus avellana
Lineage: Eukaryota; Viridiplantae; Streptophyta; Magnoliopsida; Fagales; Betulaceae
Gene: SRD2
Product: snRNA activating complex family protein
Biological process (GO): snRNA transcription by RNA polymerase II; snRNA transcription by RNA polymerase III
Cellular component (GO): snRNA-activating protein complex
Molecular function (GO): core promoter sequence-specific DNA binding; RNA polymerase III type 3 promoter sequence-specific DNA binding; bent DNA binding
Source: RefSeq, a predicted model, not a curated record
UUGUAUAGAAUACGGAGAGUGUGAAAAUGUCGGGUCGUGGCAAGGGGUUGGGCAAAGGAGAAGCGUAGAGGCACAGGAGUAGGACGGACAACAUACGAAGCCCACAGGGGAGGACGUUGUAUGGCUUCGGUGGCUGAGAAGGUUUUUGGUUAGGUUUUAUGAGAGUUGUAAAUCGGCUUAAUUUUUCCUACUGUAGUGGGUCUUAGGGUAUGUUCUAGUAUUCUCCGAUAGGGAUUCGUAUUGCAUAGUGAAAGCCCUUUACAGAUAAUAUAUAGGACAUGGAGCAAGAUUGUAGUAAUUCUAAUAUUGAAGAAGAGGAAGAAGAAGACGAAGAAGAAGAAGAAGAAGGGAGAAGAGGAAUGGAGACGAGAGAGGAGCGGGGGCCCAGCUCAGGAGGAGAAGCAGAGGAGGAAGAUGUUGGAAACCUCUCAAUCCCAAGGGGUGGACCCAUUUACGUUCCCAAUCUGGUGGGUCCCCUCUCGUCGGUUCCCAAGUUUGAGGCUUCUCUUCUCCAUCAACUUCAGAAUAAAAAUUGUUGGGACGUUGUGCAGAAUCUAGAAGCGGAAAUACGUAGUUCUGAUCCGUCUCAACAAUGUGAUGAAGAUAUUUCGGUCGAUGAGCUUAAAAUUUUGAGUGAAGAAGAAUUAGUGGAUAUGGCUAUGAAGGAAGCGUUUCAGCAGGACAAAGAGGACUAUGAAAGUCCUCUGCAACCUCCAGAAGAGCCCUCUUCCGCUGCAGAGAAAAAAGAUGAUUGCAGGAGAUCAAGCAAUCCUUCAGUAACCGAAUGCGCUCAAGGUAACAACUCAACGAAGAGAAAGAAAGACAACAACUCAAGAAAGGGAAAGAAAACAAAGGCAAACAAUCAUGCCGUUGAGAGUAGUUAUACUGCAAAGGUGGAGCAAUUUGUGAAAGUCAAACAAAAGCAGGAUGAAGACAAAGCAGCAGCAAGACUGCAUUCAUUCAAUUGCAAGAUCAAUGAAUGUUCCAUUACAUUAUCAGAAAGAACAGAAAGGAUGAAAUCUCUCCGGUUUACAAAUUCUGCAACGAAGGUGAAAUCAGCAAGCAUUGGGGAACACAUUGCUGUGCGGUAUCCAGAUGUUGUUCUUUCUGUCGAGGUUUACCAUAACUCACGGAAAUGGGUAAAGACUCAAGAAUUUUUGGUCCUAGGACGACAAAACUUGACUGAACUGAGGGAUAAGAUCUAUUGUUUAACCGACCAGGUGAUGCAAAAGGCUGGGCAGCAUGAUCCUUCUGGAUAUUUUCUUAUAGAAGAUGUAUUCUGUAAUGAUUUGAGGGAUCCCUCUGCUAUAGAUUAUAGUGAACCUAUAUUUGAUUGGCUCAGAAACUCCAGGAAUGACGCUCUUAAAAAAUGGGAAUGCAUCAUAACAGGGGAAUUACCACAGAAGCAGAAAGCAAUUAUAGGUGAUGAUGUUACCGGCUUACAAUUGCCUCAGUUCAAAGCUGCUGACAUGCACAGGAUACGGUUUUGUGACUUGGGAUUUCGACUUGGUGCUGGAUAUCUCUACUGUCACCAGGGAGACUGCAAGCAUACAAUCGUUAUAAGAGACAUGAGGUUAGUUCAUCCAGAGGACGUGCACAACCGAGCUGGUUAUCCAAUAGUUGUGUUUCAAUUAAAAUUUCGUGUGCAGAAAUGCGAUGUCUGUAAUAUAUAUAGAGCUGCAAAGGUGACGGUGGAUGACAAGUUAGCCCCGGAGAACCCGUGCUAUUUUUGUAGAGACUGUUAUUUUCUUCUGCACUAUGGUAAGGACGAGUCUCUGCUGUAUAGUGACUUCUCAGUAUACGAUUAUCAACAUGAUUGAUGCUGAUGUCUAUGUUAUACAACAUAAUUCUUGUAUUAUAAAUUGUAAUUAUGAUACAUGUGAAGUGGACCUUAUUUGUUGGAAUGGAGUUGGUAAAGCCCAAGUACUCGAGACA